Messenger RNA from Acomys russatus (golden spiny mouse), 2762 nucleotides. RefSeq names its product EBF transcription factor 1 (gene Ebf1). Gene Ontology annotation, molecular function: DNA-binding transcription factor activity, RNA polymerase II-specific; RNA polymerase II cis-regulatory region sequence-specific DNA binding. Gene Ontology annotation, biological process: regulation of transcription by RNA polymerase II. The transcript is spliced from 16 exons. The record is from RefSeq and is a predicted model, not a curated record. Lineage: Eukaryota; Metazoa; Chordata; Mammalia; Rodentia; Muridae. The coding region runs from base 619 to 2301 and encodes 560 amino acids.
UUAGGUUGGAAUGUGUGAGGAUGAUUUCUCAGAAUGGCAAAACUUUGUCAAGACAGGUCUUUUAUUAAAAAACAAAAACAAAACCAAAAGCAAACAACAACCAUAUACAACCAUAAAACAAAACACAUCCCAGCUCCUUUUUUCAUGGCGAUCGAUCAUUCCUAAUAGCCGCGAGUCCCAAUCUGGGACCCCUCUCUUGCUUGCGGUUUGCUUAGAAAAUUAACGCGCUGAGGCCGGGUACCGGCUUCUGGCCGAGGCUAGGGAGGCUUCCUGGACGGUGGCUGCUGCCGCUAGCAGCCUAGUAUGCCUGCGUCCACCUGCCUACUUACUUGCGAGAUUUGGAGGCGCAGUUGGAGCCAUUCCCACGCCCGAUCCUUCGAAGUAGUAAACUGCGCACUUUCUUUUUAACCUCAUUUCACCUCAGCCCUAGUCGCGUUUCCUUUCCACGCAGCACGCUUCAAGUGGAGUAAAGAUUGUAGCGUUUCAUCUCAUGCUCAAACUCUAAACAAAACUUUCACACCUCUGAGUUUUGAGGACCCGCUGUCUCUGGAAGGGGAGGACAGGAACAUGAGUGGCACUCGGGCGGUUCGUCAGCCGCACUUGGGCUUCUGAUGGGUCAUGGAAGGCGCCCAGGGGAUGUUUUGGGAGCAGAGGAGCGGGGUGGGUCUGGCCCGGGCUCACUUUGAGAAGCAGCCGCCUUCUAAUCUGCGGAAAUCCAACUUCUUCCACUUCGUCCUGGCCCUCUACGACAGACAGGGCCAGCCCGUGGAGAUUGAGAGGACGGCGUUUGUGGGGUUCGUGGAAAAGGAAAAAGAAGCCAACAGCGAAAAGACCAAUAAUGGAAUCCACUACCGGCUCCAGCUCCUCUACAGCAAUGGGAUAAGGACUGAGCAGGAUUUCUACGUGCGCCUCAUCGACUCCAUGACAAAACAAGCCAUAGUGUACGAAGGCCAAGACAAGAACCCUGAAAUGUGCCGAGUGUUGCUCACACACGAGAUCAUGUGCAGCCGCUGUUGUGACAAGAAAAGCUGUGGCAACCGAAAUGAGACUCCCUCAGAUCCAGUGAUAAUUGACAGAUUCUUCCUGAAGUUUUUCCUUAAAUGCAACCAAAACUGCCUAAAGAAUGCAGGAAACCCACGUGACAUGCGGAGAUUCCAGGUCGUGGUGUCUACCACUGUCAACGUGGAUGGCCAUGUCCUGGCAGUCUCCGAUAAUAUGUUUGUCCACAAUAACUCCAAGCACGGGCGGAGGGCUAGGAGGCUUGACCCCUCGGAAGGUACGCCCUCUUAUCUGGAACAUGCAGCUACUCCCUGUAUCAAAGCCAUCAGCCCGAGUGAAGGAUGGACAACGGGAGGCGCGACUGUGAUCAUCAUAGGGGACAAUUUCUUUGAUGGGUUACAGGUCAUAUUCGGUACCAUGCUGGUCUGGAGUGAGUUGAUAACUCCUCAUGCCAUCCGUGUGCAGACACCUCCUCGACACAUCCCUGGUGUUGUGGAAGUCACAUUGUCCUACAAGUCCAAGCAGUUCUGCAAAGGGACACCAGGAAGAUUCAUCUACACAGCGCUCAAUGAACCGACCAUCGACUACGGUUUCCAGAGGUUACAGAAGGUCAUUCCCCGGCAUCCUGGUGACCCAGAGCGCUUGCCGAAGGAAGUGAUCCUUAAAAGGGCCGCAGAUCUUGUUGAAGCUCUGUACGGGAUGCCCCACAACAACCAGGAGAUUAUCCUGAAGAGAGCUGCUGACAUCGCAGAGGCUCUGUACAGCGUCCCUCGCAACCACAACCAGCUCCCAGCCCUUGCUAACACUUCGGUCCAUGCAGGGAUGAUGGGAGUGAAUUCCUUCAGUGGACAACUGGCUGUGAAUGUCUCCGAGGCAUCACAAGCCACCAAUCAAGGUUUCACCCGCAACUCAAGCAGUGUGUCACCACAUGGGUACGUGCCGAGCACCACCCCACAGCAGACCAACUAUAACUCUGUCACCACGAGCAUGAACGGCUAUGGCUCUGCUGCCAUGUCCAAUUUGGGCGGCUCCCCAACCUUCCUCAAUGGCUCGGCUGCCAACUCACCCUAUGCCAUCGUGCCAUCCAGCCCCACCAUGGCCUCGUCUACGAGCCUCCCCUCCAACUGCAGCAGUUCCUCGGGCAUCUUCUCCUUCUCACCAGCCAACAUGGUCUCCGCCGUGAAACAGAAGAGUGCAUUUGCACCAGUUGUCAGACCCCAGACCUCCCCGCCUCCCACCUGCACCAGCACCAAUGGGAACAGCCUGCAAGCAAUAUCUGGCAUGAUUGUUCCUCCCAUGUGAAAGAAUUGCCUUGAAGAAUUUUAUCAAUGAAGAGGUUGGAUUCUGCUACGAAAGUAAUCUGAUAUGAGUCCCAGAGCGGAACUUUUAACUCAGGCCUUUUUAAGAGGAAUCACACAAUAACUGCAGAUUUUUAAACAAAAUCACCGACCUUGCAAAUACUGAAAUUGGAAAGGGGAUCUGCCAGAGCAGGGUGUUGGUUAAAGCUGUACCCCCAAGUAUCUGGGGGAUAUAUUUAUUCUGUAUUGAUAAAAAGCAAACCCAUGUUUUGUUUUCUUUUUGUUUUUUAAGCUUAACUCUGCAAUCAUUUGUCUUUUAUAAACCAUAAAGCCGCACACAAGGGCCACUAUUAAUAAGACUCCAUGUUUUAAUUUAUGAUGUUUUUAAAGCUGUGUAAGGGGAGAAUGAAGUGGUGGUAUUUACAAAAAAGCUAAAAGGAAAAAAAAAAAAGAAAGAAAAACAGG